This is a messenger RNA of Coffea eugenioides, 1329 nucleotides long. RefSeq lists its product as uncharacterized. The transcript is spliced from 4 exons. Bases 122 to 1102 code for a protein of 326 amino acids. The record is from RefSeq and is a predicted model, not a curated record. NCBI's taxonomy places the organism in Eukaryota, Viridiplantae, Streptophyta, Magnoliopsida, Gentianales, Rubiaceae.
CGUCACCUUCUUCGGUAGCAUUUGCCCGGAGAACUGAUCCUCAUCUCUUCAGAUUUUUUUUUCCUUGCUCCCAAUUUUCUACUUUUACAUUUUCUGGGCUAUUCGGGUUUCAUUUUCAAUCAUGGGAGGCGGAGCAGCGAUGAGAGCAGCGGCCAAAGUCGCUGGUUUUGGAGUACUCAACGGCGGUCUCCGUGGAAUUGUGCCUGAUCACCCUGCCUCCACGGCCAUGCGGAAAGUUUUGCGCCCAGUCACCGGUUUGGCCUCCCCUUCUGCGCCUGAAAACGUGAAGGAGGCUGCCGUCGCCAUCGAUGUGUCUCCAGUGCAGAAGCCCUGCUGGGAAUUUGAUGAUUGGGAGUUGGCCGGAGGUGAGGAGGAUUUGUUCGGCGGCUCCGGUGUGUCGACGCCGAGGCUUGUGUUUGGUGGUGCCCCAAGUCUCGCCGAAGCCAAAGAGGCCACUUAUGAACUCAAAGAAGCUCUUGAGAAGGUAUAUCUUUCUGCAUCCACUACACCCAAAACUGGGUUGUCAGGGCUUUCUAGGUCAGAAGUGCCAGAGACCAAAGCUUGCGUAACCAGCGAGACCAUACUUGCGCCUGCGCCAAAGCAUGCAAUUCAAGCUUUUAGGUUUCUGAAUGAAAGCCCUGCAGUUCAGAGUGUUGUUGCUUCAAUUGCAUCAGAUCCGAAUGUCUGGAAUGCUGUACUGCUAAAUCCGACACUUCAGGAUUAUCUCCACUCACAGAAGAUGGGUGCUCCUUCCUCAACUACGGAUCAAUAUGAAAAGGGUUCCACUGCUGAUAGUGAUAUUCUUUCGCCAAGAUCUCCUAGGAGCGUAUCAUCCGAUCGAGCAGAGUCCGAGUACGGAGAAUCCAACUCCACAGGAAGGUUUAUGGAGCUCUGGCUGGAGCUUAAGCUUACAGUCGUUGAUAUGAUGAACAGUUUGUCUGAUUACUUUCAGGCACUGUUUGGGGGUUAUUCUAACAAUAAAGGAGCAGCAGAUACUAAUGGAAAUGUGUUCAGUGGCUUGGUGGAUAAGGCUCUUGGGCCUUCAUUAAUGGGCUUGGCUGUCAUGGUUAUAGUGGUAGUGGUGCUAAAGCGAGCUAAAUAAAUAAUUAUGUCUUUCCCAUUUGCUGCUUGUGAAUUUGCCGAAGCCACAUCAUGUCUACAUCAGGAGUUCUUUCCAGAAGGGGUAGAGAAAUCUAAGAUAGCUUUGGAAAUUGCUCAUGUGUACAUAUGAAGCGGGAAGUUCUAGUUUCUAUUAAGGUUCUGCACGUUUUCUUUACCAGAACGUUUGUCCUCCUUUUGACUAAAUUUGAUGAUUAUCUUUGGGUUAGA